This is a messenger RNA of Drosophila teissieri, 1899 nucleotides long. RefSeq lists its product as uncharacterized. The record is from RefSeq and is a predicted model, not a curated record. Bases 1 to 1899 code for a protein of 632 amino acids. The transcript is spliced from 6 exons. Lineage: Eukaryota; Metazoa; Arthropoda; Insecta; Diptera; Drosophilidae.
AUGGCUGUGGCCCAACAGCUGCUGGCUACAUUUCAUGCCAUUCUAAAAAUCGAAGUAAUAGAUAUGAGGAGUACAAUUAUAUUUACUUUGGCCACGCUUUUGGCAUUUGGGAAACCCGCACAUGGCUACAAAACUUAUUAUCUAAUGGGAGAAGAAGACAAGAUGCAGUUGGACAGAAUAUUUACGGAAAUCGAUAAGUUGCAUCAGUUGAAUAAAGAUGAGGUAAAAUUUCCUGCCUAUGCCAUUGGAUUCAAUGGCUUUCUGAACGAAAGUCUCGAAGGUUCUUCUGAUAUAAUAGCAAUGUCGAAUAAAUUUAGGUGGAUUUCAAGGCAUUACAAAAAAAUGAGAAAAUUCGAGUCAGCUGAGUGGGAAAAUUACACACAACUCAACUUGGCUGAGGCGCAGGUAUUUACAGGAGAUGGGAACAUUAUGAAUAUGGAGAAAUAUCACUUGAAAUUCUUUGGAAGGGAUCUUAUCAGCCAACUGGCCAAGUUAAACCAGUUUGAGGUCCAAACGUGCAAGUCGCCGCAAUCGCCGCAGCAAUUUCUCUACUUCUUUUAUGUGUGCUACAUUAUUCACGAACUGAAGGCUCACGCCCUAGUAGAGUGGGCCCGGCUGUUGCUGAGGAAAUUUGGACGAGAUGGAUCUAUCGAGGAGCAGGACAGGUCAGCCUACAAGCGCACGGAAGGCACUCUAUCGAAGAUAAAGGACCUGAUGAGCCGAGCAGAUCGCUCCGUGUGGCGCUGUGAUCCCUGGAAACACGAGUACGGGGUCACCUACGAGGAGGUCACCCGUCUCCUGCAGGGUUACGUGGAGAACGAGGUGGACCUGAACAGCGAUGGAGAGUGCAGUCGAGACUGCGGCUACUACAAGUCCGCCAGAAAUGAGGGCUGUUUCGAUAGUAAGUUCUGUUCCGAGCAGCCAAAAUGUUCGGGCGGAGUGCACGAUUGCCGCUUUGUGGAGUCGUCUAUGAAGAUUUGUCAGGCGGAGAAGACCUCUAGCCGGCGGUACGAGUUCAUAGAGUAUGAGAGUGGCCUAGUUCAUGGCACUCAAAAACACUGUCACACUUGGUCGAACAGUGCAAAGAGUUGGAAUCGCUGGCUUUUCAUGGAGUGCAGCUACUGCCUAUGCUUGUGCGAUGAGCAGAGUGCUCAAUCGGAUCGCUACUUCAACCUGCGCCCUGUGCUCGCCGAUGUGAAGAACAACAGGAUUGUGACAGGCCUGCGGUUUGUGAAGAAGAAUCGCAUCUUUCACCUGCAAGUGCAGGAAGGUGAGCUUCUGCCACGUGGAGCCAUCAACGAGACCACUCUUCAGUGGAAGCCCGUGGAUUCGUACUCCACACUCGACAAGAAUGUGACCGAUACCGUUGACUACCAUAAGCUGAGCUACGAAAGUCGAUCCCUUGACCUGGGUGAUGUGAAGGCGGAAAACAAUUCAGCAGUGGUCACCGGCCUGCGGUUCCGAGUGAUGGCAGGUCAUCUUCAACUGGAGGUCCAGUUCAGCGCAGUUGAGUUUGAAAGUGGAAAGCUCAUAGAUCCCACGAAGACGAGUCACUGGACGUCCUUAGCCACCGAUCAGAAAAGGGAGAAACUGCCGCUUAGGGACGCCCAAGUGUCCAGUAAAUCCGCGGUGCCUUCUAUACCUUACCCAAGUGACAACCAGUACAUCGAAUUUACCAACACGGGCUUCGUUCAGGAUGCGGCCCAAUCUACGGUGCCGUUCAUCGAUAUUCAGGACGUCGUGACGAAACCGGCGGUCCCACUUUCCGGAAUCGGAAUAUACUACAAAGGUCUGGAUGGCUACGGUGGUUUCUUGGCGCCCCGACUCACCACCUACGACUUCACCCAAAAUGUUCAGGUGCCCACAUGGGAAUCAAUGCACUCCAAGGAUACGAUAUGA